UCUCAAUAGAGAAAAACCAUGCAGCUUAGAUUCACUUCCCAUGAUAAAUGUCAACCUCUUUCUUUCUCUUUCUUGGCUUGUUCUUGCUGUUUGUGUCGGAAUCAAAGUCUCAGCUUAAGUGAAAGUGGAGAAGACAAUUUUAAAAUGAGCUCAUGCAGUAUAAAAAGCUCGUCCCAGAGGCUGGAAAAUAUAGAUGAGAAUAGUCCUGCAAGGUGGUUACCGCUGUCUUGUCCCCCUCCUGAAACUCCUACAGAGUCCAUGGAGUUUCUCGCCAGAUCUUGGAGUCUGUCGGCUAUGGAACUCUCGAAAGCUCUUGCGAAGGUGCAUAUAGCGGCUUCCAAUGGUCUUGAUGAGAAGUCAUCUGUUUCUUAUGUUGGAAAUGAAACAAAUGUUGCAAGCUCUACAGACUCAAGGGAAUCACUACUUCAGCAGUUACCUUGUGGCGGUAGCCCUCCAAUUUCCCCAAUGGAGAGUGAAAAUCUGAAGGAAUUAUUUUUACUUCAUCAAGCAAUGAAUCCAAAAUUUCUCUGUAAACAACAACUAGUUAAAAAUGGGAUAUACAAGAGCAUAGUAAGAGGGCGAACAAUGGGCAGAUGGCUGAAGGAUCAGAAAGAGAGGAAGAAGCAGGAGAUCAGAACCCAUAAUGCACAAUUGCAUGCAGCUGUAUCAGUGGCUGGAGUUGCAGCUGCCGUCGCAGCACUUGCUGCCUCAAAUGAAAUGUUACCGGAAAUAGAAAUUACCUGUCCGAAGAGAUAUUCUAAAGUAUCAACUGCCAUCGCAUCUGCGGCAGCUCUUGUCGCAUCACACUGCAUUGAGAUUGCAGAGGACACGGGAGCUGAUCAUGACCACAUUCUAAGAGUAGUCAACUCUGCAAUGAAUGCAAGAACAAAUGGAGAUAUCAUAACCCUAACAGCUGGAGCAGCUACAGCCUUGCGAGGAGCUGCGAAGGCAAGGCUGCAGAAGACUACGACGUUUGCUCUAGGUGAGGAAAAGGGUGAAGUCCGCAAUGAAUUGAACAUCUCAACAUUGAACUUUGUCGACGGGGGAGAACUACUGAAGCGCACAAGAAAAGGAGCUCUACAUUGGAAGCAAGUUUCUUUCUACAUAAACUCUAACUGGCAGGUGGUGGUUAAAUUGAAAAGCAAGCAUAUGGCAGGCACAUACACUAAAAGGAAGAAGUGUGUGAUCUCGGGAGUCCAUAAUGACAUCCCAGCAUGGCCCAGAAGCGAGAGAGAAGACAAUGCUGAGCAGAAAGCUUACUUUGGGGUUAAAACAGCAGAUAGGAUAAUAGAAUUUGAGUGUAGGAGUAAAGGUGACAAACAAAUGUGGACGGAUGGGAUCCAGCAUAUGUUGAAUUGUUGUAACAAUAUAGCAUAAUUCUGAGGGAAACUAAUUGGAUUGAUGGAAGAACUAGAAUUUCAUUUCUGUAAAGCAAUAACGUUGAAAUAUAUAUAUCUGAUUCCCAACGCACUGCGCUUAAUUUGCAAUAA
Molecule: messenger RNA, 1490 nt
Organism: Durio zibethinus
Lineage: Eukaryota; Viridiplantae; Streptophyta; Magnoliopsida; Malvales; Malvaceae
Product: VAN3-binding protein-like
Source: RefSeq, a predicted model, not a curated record